AUGAAUGGCAUAGAUGGCAUUGAUGGUUCGGGGACCAUCGAUCCCGCAAACUUAAGCAAUUCCGUGUCUGUUGCCCUGUCAGCACAUUCCCAUGCAAUAGCAAGCCCUCGUGGUGUCAAGCGUAGUCGCACUCCAGAUCGCAUGGGAAAUGGACAUGUUGAAAGGGAUCAGGAUGAUGAGGAACAAAGUCGCCGCAAGCGCGGACGUCCCCCAAAGACACCUCGGCCAACUUCCAGUGAACAGCUCAUCGGAAACACUUCUCUUCAAACCCCUCAGAUGCAAGCACGUUCACUACCACAGGCCAACGCCGGGUCGCCGUCUCUUGCAUCACCAGACAGCAAGAACACGCCGACAAAAGCGCUGGUCAAAGCGCUCCCCUACUGCGAUGAGUACAUCCCUAAAGAGUUCGAUGAAGCAGGAGAUACCAAGGCAGACCCUAUGGGCUAUCUGCAGGGUGGCCGUGAGUAUAAAUGCCGGACAUUCCGCGUGCCUCUCCGGGGGAACAAGCUCUUCAUGCUUGCGACUGAGUGUGCGAGGGUCUUGAAUUACCGUGAUUCAUAUCUUUUGUUCAACAAGAACCGUUCGUUGCAUAAAAUCAUUGCUUCCCAAAUCGAGAAAGACGAUCUUAUCCAGCAAGAUAUCCUACCAUAUUCUUAUCGAUCCCGCCAGAUCGCUAUCGUCUCCGCCAGAUCCAUGUUUCGACAGUUCGGAAGCCGGGUGAUCGUGAAUGGCCGUCGGGUUCGAGACGACUACUGGGAGACCAAGGCUAGGAAGCAAGGCUUCACCGAGGAUGAUCUCGCGGGUGAGAAACGCCCUGGAGCGGCUAAGGCCCGGGAUGGUUCUGUCUCAGAGCCAGCUACAAACCUAUUGCCGGCGCUGCCUCAUAACGAUGUCGUCUACAGUAGUGCCAUCGAGCCACUGCCCCAUGGGCUCUCGCUGGAUACUUCUGACUCUUCUAUGUCCCUAACUCAACUUCCCAUGAUUCAUAUGUCGACGACUGAUGACCCACGACUGCGGGAUUACACUAUCAUGCCUCGUGCACGCCAGGAGAUGACCGGGCAACCUUACCACGAUCGAACACAAACUAGCUCAGCAGCAGACCUCAUCAACCAAGCCCAACACACAUCUGAUUUCAACAAAAUGUUGAGUAUUCAGCGCAAUUUCCGCCAAAAAGGCCUGGAAGAAUUUUACUCCAAGCCCCGUGAGGCCCCAGACUCAGACUCCCAGUCCAAUGCUGCUCUUGACUCAGGUUUGUCUGUGUCACAGCCUGUUCAGGUAUCACAGAUCCCCUCGGCGGGAAUGUCAAAUCCCGCUCAUACGCAGCAUAUGCUCCCUCAGCAGAUUCCUAUGCAGCCUAACCCUAUGAUGGGUGGGCAGCCAAGCUACCCUCAACAGGCUCAUCCGCAGUCCGUUGGACAAUCUCCCCUAAGAAUCCCACCAAAUAUGCAGCCCAAUCUUAUGCAGCAGCGAUCCAACCCAUCUAUGGGUGGUGGUAUGGGUCAGGCCCCUCCAUACGGAUAUUCACCACAACCGCAGCAGGUUUGGGGACAGCCACCUCCCCAGCCACAGCCGUCCCCGUUGCCCUCGUCAGGCCACCAGGGCGUUGGAAUGUCACAGUAUGGUCAACAAAUGUCUGCAGCUCCGCAACAGAGCCCAUCUCCCCUCGGGCAUCAUCCGCAGCAGCAACAUCUACACCAGUCUCCUCGUAACCACCAGCGACAGUCAAUACCUCAGAUGCCUCAGCAGUAUUCCCAGAUCCAACAGCACCCUCAAGCGGCGCAGGCCCAAGGUAUGCAGGGCAUGGGAUAUCCGGGAGCCAAUCCGGCCGGUUAUCCAGGCAUGGCACGGCCCAUGUACACCCCUAACCAGGCUCAUGGUGGCCAGCCCUUCAUGGGUGGGAACCCGCAACAGCCUGGCCUUGCUAUGAACAUGGCAGGCAAUGGUAUGGCUGGGUGGUCUACUGGACCUGGUGCCCAGAUGCAGCCUGGACAACCUCAACCGGGCCAGUCUGGCAGUCCCUUGGGAGGUGGGUGGUCAUACUAG
This is a messenger RNA of Penicillium coprophilum, 2043 nucleotides long. Its product is annotated as putative nuclear localization protein. The record is from RefSeq and is a predicted model, not a curated record. Gene Ontology annotation, cellular component: nucleus. Lineage: Eukaryota; Fungi; Ascomycota; Eurotiomycetes; Eurotiales; Aspergillaceae. The coding region runs from base 1 to 2043 and encodes 680 amino acids. The transcript is spliced from 4 exons. Gene Ontology annotation, molecular function: chromatin DNA binding.